Penicillium angulare is the source of this 1173-nucleotide messenger RNA. RefSeq lists its product as uncharacterized. Lineage: Eukaryota; Fungi; Ascomycota; Eurotiomycetes; Eurotiales; Aspergillaceae. The record is from RefSeq and is a predicted model, not a curated record. Gene Ontology annotation, biological process: mitochondrial respiratory chain complex I assembly; biosynthetic process. Gene Ontology annotation, cellular component: mitochondrion. The transcript is spliced from 2 exons. Bases 1 to 1173 code for a protein of 390 amino acids.
AUGUUCCUCCUCAAGGAGAUAUCUCGGCCAUGCCAGGUCAACAGCGCCCGUUUCAUCUGUAAAAAUGGAUUCCGAUCAUCAAAAAGAGCUUUCAAUUCUACCAGUCCACUCCGCACACCUAUAACGGAGGAGGAAGUUCAAAGCGCACAUAAAUACUGUGUUGGUCUACUCUCAAAAUAUGAUCGACCCUCCUAUACCCUGAGCAGCUUCAUUCCCCCUCAUGCCCGCUCCUUCUACCUCGCCCUCCGCGCAUUAAAUGUCUCCCUCUCCCUCAUUCCAGAAACAACUUCCUCCCCUACAAUUGGUCUCAUGCGCCUUCAAUUCUGGCGCGAUGCUAUCUCCAAAAUCUUAGCUGGCAAUCCCCCGAAAGAACCCGUUGCUAUCCUCCUCGCUUCCGCCAUCUCAGAUCUUCAUGAGCGCACAGGAGGCCGCGCCCGGAUCAGUAAGGGCUGGCUUACACGCCUUGUGACUUCAAGAGAACAGACUCUCACGAAUGAUCCUUAUACCAACAUUGCUGCCCUUGAAUCCUACGCUGAAAACACCUACUCAACCCUCAUGUACCUAACGCUUUCUGCGCUACCAAUGACAUCUGUAACGGCAGACCAUGUUGCCUCGCAUAUUGGCAAAGCAGUUGGAAUUGCGGCUGUCUUGCGCGGCCUGCCUUUGGUUGCGUUCCCAACCCCACAGGCGCAAGCGCCUCAUGGUGGAGGUUCGGCGAGUCUGGGUUUGGGUGGUGGUGCUAGACAGGGUGCGGUGAUGUUGCCGCUGGAUGUGAUGGCCCAGGCUGGUGUGAAGGAAGAGGAAGUUUUGAGACGUGGUGCUGAUGCGGAAGGUCUGCGCGAUGCGGUGUUUACUGUUGCGACGCGGGCCAGUGAUCAUUUGAUUACUGCGCAGCAGAUGCUGAGCAACCUUCGAGCGGGCGAGGAUGUGGGACAUGACUUUGAGCAUGAGGGAGAAGAAGGCCACGAAUAUGAUGCACCAAGUUCAUCUCGGGACUCACCUCUUGACGAAGUUAAUAGAGCUUUUGGUGUUUUCAUGCCCGCUAUUGGGACGCGGCUGUGGCUUGAUCGGCUGCAAGAACAUGAUUUUGAUGUCUUCCGUCCUGAGUUGCUGCGUUCGGAUUGGAGGCUCCCUUGGAAAGCCUACUGGGCCUUCCGACAAAAGAGUCUUUGA